Messenger RNA from Acyrthosiphon pisum (pea aphid), 2076 nucleotides. Its product is annotated as DNA-binding protein D-ETS-6. Lineage: Eukaryota; Metazoa; Arthropoda; Insecta; Hemiptera; Aphididae. The transcript is spliced from 4 exons. Gene Ontology annotation, biological process: regulation of transcription by RNA polymerase II; cell differentiation. The record is from RefSeq and is a predicted model, not a curated record. Gene Ontology annotation, cellular component: nucleus. Bases 531 to 1442 code for a protein of 303 amino acids. Gene Ontology annotation, molecular function: sequence-specific DNA binding; DNA-binding transcription factor activity, RNA polymerase II-specific.
AUGUACCACGGUCGGCUAGGGUUAGUCAGUGGUCGGUGUCUCGGAAUCGGGAUGCGUCACUCACAUAUACCUUCAACGAUUCGGAUCUACGAAGACGCUAUAAUAUACCUCUACGUAUAGCACCACUGUGAUAGUGUAAAAAAGCCCAUGAUUCAGUUUUCGUCAAACCAUCGUUGCAUUCGCGUCGAUAUAGUUUUAGUGUGCUGCAAAUCGUACCCGCACGAAAUGAAAUCCGUCAACACGGAUUCGUGAACCUUGACGAAAAUCCAUAUGUUAUUCCUAUGAAUAUGCAUAGGUGAGCCAAUAAGAUAUUUUAUCUGGUGUCGUUUAUGUCCUCUUGCGAAUUCGUUUUCUUCAGUUAACGGCAACAAUAUAGAUAUAAUAUACCUAUUAUAAAAUACCUAAUGAACGCGAUGGGCCGACGCUCGCUGGCGCUUUGCGAUUUUGGCAGCUGCCUUCUGUUCCCGCCGUAUUGACUUUGAUGGAGGUCCGCUGCAGACAACAUCCACGUCCGCUACUUUCUGCACGUGAUGUCCGACAUCAACCGCGAAACUAUAGCGCCCGAAGAUCGAAACGCUGCCACUGCUGUCGUCUUGCCAAACGAUCCUUUGGACUGGACUAACGAUCACAUAGCGGCAUGGUUGAAAUGGUGUGGCAAACAUUUAGAGUUGUGGCCAAUUCCGAAAUCAGACGACUUUCCUGAUACAGGUUACAAUCUUUGUUCAUUAGAUAGGGCAGAGUUUGACCGCCGAUCGCGUAACAGACGGUCCGGCCGAUUAUUAUUACUGCAUUUGUCAUUACUUCGACAGCCUGUCACUGGAACACCACCUAGUCCCAGUCUCACAACACCAGAAGACGAUCCGUACGAGGUGGUCAACGCGGCCAGCAGUCGGCUUGUAGCCCAAGCGGCCGCAGGCUCGGGACAAAUACAACUGUGGCAGUUCCUGUUGGAGUUGCUGGCCGAUUCCAACAACGUUGGAUGCAUUUGCUGGGACGGUCCUGGUGGUGAAUUCAAGCUGAUUGACCCAGAUGAGGUAGCCAGGCGUUGGGGUGAACGCAAGUCGAAGCCCAACAUGAACUACGAUAAGCUCAGCAGAGCUCUCAGGUACUACUACGACAAGAACAUCAUGACCAAAGUUCACGGCAAACGUUACGCGUACAAGUUCGACUUUCACGGGCUGAUGACCGCGUGCCACCAGAGUCAGCCACAGAUGCCAGCGGCGCAGUCCGGCCCCCAAGCGGCCGCUGGCCCAUCAUCAGUAACCAUGCCGUCCACCCCGUCACCUUCCGACUUUGCCGGUGGACUGUACGGCCAACAGCACGCUUCCGCUUCCGGCCCGCCGACUGCCAUAUUUCCGGCCGGUCCUUCCUACUGGGCCACAUCCGCAGCAGGCCUUUCUACGCUGUACCAACAUCCGGCCGGGCCACGGUAUCCUCCGUAAUCCAAAAUAUCAUAAUAUAUACUAGGGAUGGAUUCUCGCACUAUUUUCGAACCCUCGAACAUCCCGAACUUCGAUAAUUUCGUUCAGUUCGAAGUUCAUUAGACAUCAAUACUCGAAAGUUCGAAACAUUUCGAACAGUUCCAGAAAAAGCAAGUUCGAUAUUGAUUAUAUUAUAAAUAUAAUCAAUAUUUUACAAAAUAUAAAUAAUAGCCGUAGCCUUUAUAGAAUAUUAUUUUUAUUUCACGUAUUUCCCGUAGGUAUAUCCCUUUUCAGUUGUUACGAUUUCAUAAUCUUGUCGCUAUCUGAGUUCGAGGGUUCAAUAUGUUCGAAAAGUUCAACAAGUUUGAUCUCAAACAGUUUGAGAAGAAGAAAAGUUCGAACUCGUGAAAAUUGAAGUUCGACCCAUCCCUGUAAUAUACGAAAAUAUCUGUAUACCCGUGCGCUGCAGUUGUCUCACAAAUUUCUAGAUUAAUUAUUAUAUUGAGCGAACAUUGUCGUCGAAAUAAUUCCAUAAUAAGUAAUUAUUGUUCAGGACACUGAUUCUGAUAAUAUAUUUUGUGUUUUGUAAAAAGUAUCGAAAUUACGUGUUUUUUAACGAACACGCGAACACAAUGUAUAUAUAUUGUUAUUGAUA